GGGAGCGGGAGCGACGACGACGACGACGGGCGGUGGCGGUGGCGGCGGCGACCAGGAAAUACUGGAAAGUUUCAGCUCCAUGUGUUCCAACAUAGCCGGAUGAAAUGUUGGUGCCAAUGCAGCUCGUGUAUCCAGCGCUAAGAAACAGAGAGGCACGCCGAGUGUGUGCCACAGUUUGCCACCAUUGCAGCCUCCAAAACUGUCUCUCUACUCAAACUGGCCGACAUACAUCAGGCAGAUCCCUGCUGAAGGCUUUUCCGAGUCCCUUCCUCGGAUCAUGCAACCCGGUGAUCCAUUUGAGGAAUUACAGGGCCACGGUUGCGCAGUUUUACAGCCUCACCCCUCCUCAGGUGAACAGCAUCUUGAAGGCGAAUGAGUACAGUUUCAAGGUACCAGAAUUUGAUGGGAAGAACGUCAGCCCUGUCCUGGGUUUCGACACGAACCAGUUACCAUCCAAUUCUCCAGUUGAAGAUCGGAGAUGUGCGGCCACGUGCUUGCAGUCCCGAGGCAUGCUGUUGGGCGUGAUAGACGGACACGCAGGGUGUGCCUGUGCACAGGGGGUUAGUGAACGACUCUUUUACUAUAUCGCCGUUUCUCUGUUACAUCAUAAGACCCUGUUGGAAAUAGAGAAUGCAGUGGACAAUGGCCGGGUUGUGUUGCCGCUUUUACAAUGGCACAAACACCCCAAUGAUUACUUCAGUAAGGAGGCUUCAAAAAUGUACUUUGAUAGUCUGAGAACCUACUGGCAGGAGUUAUUAGAUCUCCACACAGAGGAAACGCACGAUACAGUGGAAGCGCUGAUAAAUUCCUUCAAGAGACUUGAUAGCGAUAUGUCGUUGGAAGCUCAAGUUCCCAACGAUAACUCUUUUCUGAAUUACUGGCAGUUGCAAGUGGCAUUUUCGGGCGCGACGGCCUGCGUGGCGCACAUAGACGGAGUAGACUUGUACAUUGCCAAUACUGGCGACAGCAGGGCGGUGCUGGGUGUUCAGGAGGAGGAUGGAAGCUGGUCUGCACUAACGCUCUCCAACGACCAUAAUGCACAAAAUGAGAGCGAGGUUGAAAGGGUUAAAUCUGAACACCCGAAAUCUGAAGCAAAAACCGUCGUCAAACAGGAACGCUUGCUGAGCUUGCUAAUGCCGUUUAGAGCAUUUGGAGAUGUUAAGUUCAAAUGGAGCAUUGAGCUGCAAAAGCGGGUACUUGAGUCUGGCCCAGAGCUAUUGCAUGAAAAUGAAUGUACAAAAUUUAUCCCACCUAAUUACCACACUCCCCCGUACCUAACAGCUCAACCUGAAGUCACUCACCAUAAAUUACGGCCUCAGGAUAAAUUCCUUGUAUUGGCCACAGAUGGACUGUGGGAAAUAUUGCACAGACAGGAGGUUGUGAGAAUAGUUGGGGAACACCUAACUGGUGUCCACCUCCAGCAGCCUAUUACUGUGGCGGGCUACAAAGUGAGCCUUGGUCAGAUGCACGAACUGUUAAUGGAGAGAAGAGCUCGUGUUUCAUCCGCAUUUGAGGAUCAAAAUUCUGCAACUCAUCUCAUACGGCAUGCCGUUGGUCACAAUGAGUUUGGGGCCAUCGAUCAUCAGAGGUUGUCAAAAAUGCUGAGUCUUCCUGAAGAUCUGGCACGAAUGUACAGAGAUGAUAUAACUGUUACGGUGGCGCAGUUUAAUUCUCACGUUAUCAAUACACAUUACAAGCAUAAUUCAGAAAGCUAAAGUUCAUGCUGUCAAGUGUUCAAAUGCAAAGGAUGAAUAGAGUGUGCUUAAGAUUUUACUUUGAGUUUAAGCAUCUGAGCAAUUUGGUAAUUAUUUAUAAACUUUUGGAGUCUAGAAGCCAGAACUAGGUAGUGGCUGUUCAUAUUUAUAGGUUAUUUCAAAAGUUAUGGACGAUUAUAAGCUGACUGCUUAUUAUUAAAUAUUCAGCUCUGUAUGAAAUUCAAAUUAGUUUGAGUGUAAUCAGGCACAAUUAAAUUUUAAUUAUGAUGAUGUUAAUGGCCUGAUUUGUGUAAGAGUACGAAAUGUGGAGCGUGGAAAUGGAACAGUUACUGUUUGCUUGCCUGUUUAUUUCAGUUUAGAUAUCUUUAUUCGUUGAUUUGAACUUAAAUAUAAUUGCAAGUUGAUUUGAGGUAGCCUCUGAAGGGUGCUCUGCCGUUUAAACUUAUCCGUAAUAAUUAUUCAUGCCAUCUUUAGACUUUUGUUUUGAAGCGUUCAGUUCAGCAUAUUAUGUCAAGGACAGCCACUGACCCUGCAGAAAAUUAUGAUAUCUACCAAACCUUUUUGUGGGAAGAUAUGUAUAAUUUGGAACUUUACAGUGGUAUAUUGAAAAUAAUGUCCUUUUUUUUUCAAACUAACGUCCCAAGAUUUAGCAUAAAUUUAAUAGGGGAAUAAGACGAGGAAGUCUCUAAAUAUUGUUUUAUGUUCAGUAAUUUGAAUCUUAUUAUGCCCAGAAAAACAAAGUUAUUAAAUAUUUACCCAAGUUUUGUCACAGAUACUGCCCUCUGAUAUGUAUCUGGCAUAUUAGAUUCCAAGCACUUUGUUUUAUAAUUUUGCAGGCAAAUGCAAGAAUGGAUAUAAGAUUGGAGUCCAUUUUUUAUAAAAUGUAUAUUCCAAAUCUCGGGAACUGGAUUGAGAUUUUGACAGUGAACAUUCUUGUUUGAAUGAUCAGGUGUGCUAUGUUACAAAUUUGCUACUGUCGAUUGCCAUCGAUGCAGUAAGAUCAGUUAUAAACUAAAUCACAACUGUGAAGCACGUUAAACUAUGUUAACUGUAAGUGCUCUGAAAAGUAGACUCUGAAAUAAGAGAAAAUAAUGCACAUUUGAAUUCUGCUUCAGCUGGUGUCUUAAAUUUGUUAGUUCUGACAAAUAUUUUCAUAUCAUUUAUAAGUACUCACCUAGGAAAUGUUUAAAAUCAGAGAUCCUGAAAGGAAUAGAUAUUGUUUGGUUUACAUUUGUCAUUUCCAGGUAAUCUAUGAUUGACUUUUACUAUCCAAGCUAUUAAAUAAGGCAAAUGUAAUUUUUUUUAAAGCCAUGGUUAAAUAGUUCUUGUUGCAGACUGCAUUGAAUUUGUACUAUAAAACCAGUGAAAAUGUGUAUAAUAAAGAUUUUGUUUUAAGAGGAAAUAAUUAACUAGACAAACUAUGCAACAAAGCUGCUGUCAUGUUAAAAUCAUUUAAAAUAGAUUAAUUUGUAUCUGGUACUGCAUGUCUACAUCUUGAUGUAGGAGUGGGCACUAGAUUAAAUAUGAUUGUCUUUCAGACAGAAAACACAUAAGGAAAUGCAUGAUUGGGCUGUUUAUUUAUUCUAUAGCUGCUGUCACAGUUGUGUCAAGAACAAAUGGGAGCAUUGAUUUCUAAAGUGAAUGGAUAGGUUAAUGGAUACCCAGUAGUUUCACACUGCCACUCUCACCCACUGGCAGACUUGUCUGGUUCUGAGGAGUGGAAGAUGUACAGAGGCAUUAGUUUGUUCAAUGUGCAAUGACCUCACACACAGUUUGCAUACACACAUGUGUGAUUUCCCUCUCUGACCAAUUCACUUUCACUGCAAAAAUAAACCAUUGAUUAGUUCAGAGAUAUAGCAUGGAAACUGGCCCUUCAGCCCGCUGAGUCCGCUCCGACCAGCGAUUCCGGCACAUUGACACUAUCCUACACACACACCAGGGAUAAUUUACAAAUUUACACUUAUUCCAGCCAAUUAACCUACAAAUCUGUACGUCUUUGGAGUGUGGUAGGAAUCCAAAGAUCCCAGAGAAAACCCCCGCGGUCACGGGGAGAACGUUCAACUCCGUCCAGACAGCACGUGUAGUCGGAAUCGAACUUGGGCCUCGGGCGCUGCAAGUGCUGUAAGGCAGCAACUCUACCGCUGCGCCACCGUGCCCUAUAAUGCAAGUCAUGGGGAGAACGUACAAGCUCCAUAUAGACAACACCCGUAGUCAGGAUCGAACCAUUGUCUCUGCUGCUAUAAGGCAGCAACUCUACCGCAGCACCACCGUGCCACCCAAAGUGCAUUGAUGCCAAUCUUCCCUCAUUACUGAUUACUUUGUCAGCUUCUGUUCACGUUCAGGCCUUGAAUGCCUAAUUGCAUCUAGGUAAUCAGCACUGGAUUCUGUUUGAAGUGCCAUCUGUUCAGAGUAUAGUACAAUUAUAAAUCCAUCUACUGUCCAUUAUAACAUUGGCUAUACAAUUCAGCAUUCUGAUUGCUAUUCUGACUACAAUUAAUAAGGAAGCAACUCAAACCGCGAAUGUAUGUUUCCUUGUUAAUACAUGUGGCACACUGUCCAUUAUCUAGUUUAGUUCAGAGAUGCAGCAUGGAAACUGGCCCUUUGGCACACUGACUGUGAGCAGACUAGCAAUCCCCCAAACACUAGCACUAUCCUACACACUAGGGAUAAUUUACAAUUCGUAGUGAAGCCAAAUUAAUCUGCAAACCUGUACGUCUUUGGAGUGUGAGAGGAAACUGGAGCACGCGGAGAAAACCCACAUUGGUAAUUGGGAGACAGACAGCACCCAUAGUCCGGAUCUAACCCGGGUCUCUGGUGCUGUAAGGUAGCAACGCCGACCCAGGAUCCUACACUGACAGACUGGCUGACUGGAUCUGUGAAACUCUGAGUAUACUGGAACUCUAGAUUUUCCUUUUAGUUAACACUCGCUAUAAAAGUCUUCCUUUAUUUUAUUUUGCAUAACACUUCACAUGUAUUCUGCAUUGGUCAACCUUAUGAGACAAUCUAACUCAUUGGAACCAUAUGUAAAAUAGUGAUUUCAUCAUGUUUCUCCGAGGAAGUACCUAUCUGUUAACUGUUGAAAGGUUUCGUAGCAUCAUUGCACAAUGUACUGACAACUGAAAAAAAAUACUGCACUGCAUGUGGAUUUUGCAUUCGCUUAGUGAAAAUAAAUCUAUUGAUUAUUGUUCUUCAGUGUUUUCAAUAAAUACUCAAAAGUACAA
Molecule: messenger RNA, 4936 nt
Organism: Leucoraja erinaceus (little skate)
Lineage: Eukaryota; Metazoa; Chordata; Chondrichthyes; Rajiformes; Rajidae
Gene: pdp1
Product: pyruvate dehydrogenase phosphatase catalytic subunit 1
Exons: 2
Coding region: 105-1715 (536 amino acids)
Biological process (GO): protein dephosphorylation
Molecular function (GO): protein serine/threonine phosphatase activity
Source: RefSeq, a predicted model, not a curated record